AGGGCUAGAGUCUAGGGCGGGAGAAUGGAGGAGCAAGAGCGUUUCGAUGUGGAGUACCUCAAGAGCACGGUCGCGGAGGUUCUCGCGAAGGGAUGCGCGGCGGUGGUGGCGGCGGAGCCCGGCGAUCCGGUUGCGUAUCUCAGCCUUUGGCUCCACAAGUACGUAGACAAUGUGGAGGUUUUGGAGCGAUUGAAGAGGGAAAAGGCUGUGGAGAAGCAGCUAGAAGAGGGUCAAAAGGCCGUGGAGGUCGUGAGGAAGGAGCGCCUGGAAUUCUCCAAAUCAUGGAGGGAGGAUACUCUCAAGGCGUUGCGAGGGAUCAAGAAUGAUCCUUAUCUCUUGUGGAAGUCCACAUUGGAGGCCAUAUCAAUUUUCACUGGUUGCAGCUCUGCCUAUGUCGCAGCAGUCGCUGAGAAGAUGUGGGAGCCCAAGCCGGAUCCAAAACCAGAGGGAGAAGAAGGCGAGGAGGGUGCAGAGCCUCCGCCAGAGGAAGAGGAAGAGGAAGAGCCAGAGCCCGAGCCAGAACCAGAGGAGGAAGAGGAAGAGGUAGCUGAAGAAGGUGGUGGAGAAGGCGGUGAAGGAGGAGCUGAGGGCGAAACGCCAGAAGGUGGUGAAGCUCCACCGAAGAAGAAAAAGAAAGAAAAGCCUCCCAAGCCAAUCAACUACAAGAAGAAGAUAUUGAUCUACACUGCUGCUACUCGAAGGAGCUUGUUUAUCCUCAACAAGCAGUACAACAAGAAGAAGGGUCCUGUAACUUUUAGGAUAUUGUUGGAACUACUGCCUCAGCUGCACAUCCCGAAUGUGUUGUACCAAGAAAACAUGCAGUUUUUCGGCGCUGUUCCAAGGCUGGGCGCUUAUUUUGCAGUUCCAUUGGUUAUCAAUACAGUUCCUCCUGAGAUCGUGGCCAUAUUGUGCGCGGACACGUUGAAAGGAGACGAGUAUGGCACUGCGAAACCUUUUGACGAUUCUGAGAGGGAGUUCAUUUCAAGAGCUGCUACAAUCUUGGGGGAAGUGCUGGGUGAAAACCACGUUGAAAACAUAAAAGACUACAAAACUGAGGAACUAAUGGCCCAACUCAAGGAGAAGCUGAAGCAGAUAGAAGUUGACAGAAAGGCGGCCUUGAAAAAGGAGAAGGCGGAAAAGCUGGCUGCAGAGAGAGCUGCAAGGAAAGCUGCUAGAGAGGCUGCUAAAGAGAAGGCCAAGGCAGAAGGUAAGGAACUUGAAGAAGAACCGGAAGAACCCGAAGCAGAACCGGAACCGGAGCCUGAGCCAGAACCAGAGGCUGCUGAAGGAGAGGGUGGUGAAGGAGGUGAAGCUGAAGAAGAGGAAGAGAAGGAGGAAGAGGAAGCUCCUCCUGAGGAAGAAGCACCACCAGAAGAAGAACCAGAACCUGAAGAGCCAGAAGAACCCGAAGAGGAGCCGCCAGAAGAAGAGUCUCCCGCCGAGGGCGAAGUUGUCGACGUGAAGCAAAAGCUCUUGAAGACUUUACAGCGGGACAUUGCAAAAGCUAAGAAGAAGAUUGAAAAGCUCGAGGCAAAGAAUGCCAAAGCCAAGGAGGUUAUGGAGAAGAAGGCCGAGACUGUUGCAAAGCUGGAAGACGAGAUGGCUGUAUCUCAGUCACUUUUGGGCCACUUACAAAACUUGCUGGGUGGUGUGAUGGAGCUUAUCAACGGAAUUAAGGUAUGUUUGAAUACAUACCAAUCGUGA
Molecule: messenger RNA, 1704 nt
Organism: Selaginella moellendorffii
Lineage: Eukaryota; Viridiplantae; Streptophyta; Lycopodiopsida; Selaginellales; Selaginellaceae
Product: flagellar radial spoke protein 2-like
Exons: 5
Coding region: 25-1704 (559 amino acids)
Cellular component (GO): Set1C/COMPASS complex
Source: RefSeq, a predicted model, not a curated record